Aspergillus fijiensis CBS 313.89 is the source of this 611-nucleotide messenger RNA. RefSeq names its product DUF1754 domain-containing protein. The transcript is spliced from 3 exons. The record is from RefSeq and is a predicted model, not a curated record. Lineage: Eukaryota; Fungi; Ascomycota; Eurotiomycetes; Eurotiales; Aspergillaceae. Gene Ontology annotation, cellular component: nucleolus. Bases 171 to 611 code for a protein of 146 amino acids.
CCCCCGGCCCAGCUAAUCACCUUGAUUAUCUACCAAGUUCAACUUCAACCAUACCAUCGGUUAAAUUUUUCAAACAACCCACCCCGAAUCAUGUUUCAAAGUUAAACACACUUUUCCUGGAAAAAGACAGUCCCAAUCACCCCUCUGUCUAAGACAAGCCCCCCUCCCCCAUGCCGGCCGACGAGUAUUCGACGCCCGGCGGAGGCGGUAAGCUCAAGCUGAAGGGCUCCAAGAUCGCCGAUGGCCGCGUAGAGAAGAAGAAAAAGAAGAAGAAGCAAAAGGAAAACGAGACCAAAAAAGCCUCUCCCGAAGCGGACGCAGAGCAGCAGCAGCAGCAGCAACCAGACGAAAAUGAAACCACCACCACCACGCCAAGAGAUACGUCUCGUGCCCCCGAUGAAGCUGAUCAUCCCGAGGAAUCAUCACCGGACGUUGACUCGGCUGGCAAGACCGAGGCGGAGAGAAGGCAUGAGGAGAUGAGGAAGAGGAGGCUGCAAGAACGCCUGAAACGGGAAGGGGUCAAAACGCACAAGGAGCGCGUGGAGGAGCUCAACAAGUACCUCAGUCGAUUGAGUGAACACCACGAUAUGCCCAAGAUUGGACCCGGUUGA